AUGAGCAGCGGUCGCGACGGGCAGAUGGGAGCAGCCGGCGGCGAGCAACGAGUGGAGGCAGGGCGCGUAGGUGCGAGUGCGAGUGCGCAACAGCUAGGCACGGGCGGCGCUCCUUCACAACGGUCCACACCGCCCACCGCUCCCUCCCACGCGCCACUCGAUCUUCCUCCACAGGCGGCACCGGCCCCAGCGCCUGCCCCAACGGUCACCGGCGCAGCUGCGCUGCCGGCUGCGCAGGGAGAAGCGUCGACGCUUCAGCGGUUCGCGUACCACAAGAAAGGGGUCUUGCCCCCCAUCAGCGCACUGGCGCAGCGCGAGAUCGUGGCGCUGAAGCGCGCGCACCCCGAGCUGGAGGACGUGCACAUCGCGGCGGCCGUGAGCAAGCGCUUCAACGUGUACGUCCGCGCGUACCACGUGCGCGCGAUCCUGCAGCGCGCGUCGGGCGAGUGGUGGGCGUCGUGCAGCAAGACGAGCUCGGACCGGUACAAGAACGCGGAGCUUGAAGCGGAGAUCGUGCGGUGGGUGCGCGAGACCAAGGCGCGCGAGGAGGCCGCGCGGGUCCCCGGCACGCGGUGGAUCAUCACGCUGAGGCGCGUGAGCAAGUACGCCAAGGAGAUCGGCGCUAAGUAUGGUGUGCCUCCGCGGUUCUUGUACUCGACGGCGUGGUGCAGAAUGGUGCUGGAGGAUGCGGGGCUGGAUAGACGCGGGAACGAGAUGGACAGGCGCGUGUUGGAAAACGAGGGCGCUGCGGGUGAGGGCAGCGGAAGGGGACGCGCGGAGGAAGGAGGAGGGGUAGGCGGAGAAAACGGGUUGCAUGAGGGGGAGGAGGAGGCAGAGCGAGGCGGAGAGGGGGGAGGUAGCGGUUGCACACAGGCAAACGCUGACGUGAACACCGGUUCUAGUGGUGGUGGUGGCGCUGCUGCCGCUGCUGCUGCUGCUGCUGCGGCUCCUGCUGCUGGUGCUGCCGCUGUAGCUGCUGGUGCAGCGAGUGGCGGUAAAAAGGCGGAAUGGCGUGCCCUGGUGGAGCAUUGGCGGCACCCGUUCCUGGGCGAGAGCAGCAACACCACAGGCGUGCCACGGCCCAUGCAGAACACCAACCAACCGCUGGACAUCAGGAUCCGGUACGAGAUCGCGGUGGUGAAGCACGUGCGGCCGUACCUGGACAACAAGGUGGUGUCCGCCGUGGUGCUCGCGAAAUACGGAGUAGACGUGCCGCCCAGGAAGGUGCACCGCAUAGUGGAGGAGAGCGCCAAGUGGAUCGCCGCGGGGGCUAUCCCUGCAACGACAGAGCCCAUGGUGAGGCUGGAGGAUGCCGUUGCGGCGUGGGUCAUGCGCGAGGAGCAGGGGAGAGGGAGGGAGGUGACAAGGGAGAGGAUUCUGGAGAGGGGGAAUGCGGUGGCGGGGAAGUUCUUGCCGAGGGUGCGCCGGCCGUUCACACAGCAGUGGGUCGCGCUGUUCAUGCGCCGCUAUGGGUUGUUGCUGCUGCCGCUCACGCCAGGGCCCUCGGGUGGCGUGGAGGGGGGAGGGGAGGAGAGCGGGAGUGAGGAGGAGGAGUGCGCGGAUGUGGAAGGAGGCGGGGGCGAGGGGAAGGAGUGGGGCAAGGAUGCGCGUGGAGGGGAAGUGGGGGCAGGGGGGAGUGGUGCGGAGGGAGGGGUGGGAGGUGGUGGGGUUGGGGACGUAGAUUGGAGGGCCGCGCGGUGGAGUGACGGUGCUGCUGCUGCUGGUGGGGCUGGCGGUGUGCAGGGGAUGGCAGGAGGGGUAACGAGUGAGGAGGAGGGCGGGGAGGAUUCGGAGGAAGAGGAGGAGGAAGAAGAUUCGGAGGAGGAGGAGGAGGAGGAGACGGGACAGGGAUGGAGAGAUGGAGGGAAGAGGAGAGGCGGGGAGGGGAGGCAGGUGGAGGAGGUGGUGGUGGAGCUACACGUGGACAGCCGGCACUUCCCCGCCGCACUGGCAGCGGCGCGGCGAGCAGCAGAGGAGACGGUUCGGGAGUUCCAGAGGGACGUGGUGGAGGAAGCGGUGUUUGACGCCGGGCUGCUGGUGCGCGGCGCCGUGGGGUAUGGUAGCCAGCUGUGGCUGCACGAUGACAGGGGGCUGGAUGUCAGAGGGCGCGGGCUCUGGGCUCGGCGCAGGCGGUUGGCGGGUGUUGGUGGGGUGAAGGGGCACGGUGGUGUUGGGGGCGUGGGGAGUGGGGAGAGAGGGAAGGGGGGGGAGGCGGUGGAGGUUGUUGAGUUGAGUGACGAGGAGGAGGAGUGUGUGCAGGGAGGUGGGGUUGGGGUAGGGUCGCAGCGGAGGGCAGAGAGUGGGGAGGAGGAGAGGGUAGAGACAGGGGAGGAGGGAAGGGUGGAGACAGGAGAGGAGGGAAGGGUGGAGACAGGAGAGGAGGGAAGGGUAGAGACAGGAGUGGAGGGGAGGGUAGAGACAGGAGGGGAGGGGAGGGUAGAGACAGGAGAGGAGGGGAGGGUAGAGACAGGAGGGGAGGGGAGGGUAGAGACAGGAGAGGAGGGGAGGGUAGAGACAGGAGAGGAGGGGAGGGUAGAGACAGGAGAGGAGGGGAGGGUAGAGGGGGAGGACGAAGGAGAGAAGAGGGACGAGGGAGGGGCAGGGGACGGAGGGGCAGAGGGAAGAGUAGAGUCGGGGAUAGAAGGAGGAUUAGAUGCAGGAGGAGAGGAGAGGAUAGGCACAGGUGCAAUGGUGCAAGGCAGUGCGGACAAGAGCGUUGAGGCAGGGGUGUCUGUAUGUGCCCAGAAGCAGGCAUCAAGGAGCAAGGCGGGCAGCACAGCGACUAGGGAGCCAGGGUACGGGUCGAGCUGGUUCCUGUGCGAGCGCGUGGCGUGCAUGGGGCGCUCCUACCGCACCACCCUGCCCACUGAAACCCUCCUCAUCCACGCAGGGGCCUUCUCUCUCGGCGCAGCGUUUCUUGACACUCAGGGUUCAGACGAGGAGGAGGAUGAGGAGGAGGAUGAGGAGGAGGAGAGGCAUGCGGUACGUGAGCAGAGGCACGGCGUGGGGGGUGAGAGUACGCGGCAUGGGGCAGGGCGGUUCAUCUACCUGUCACGGCCGCUGCGGCGGCAGCGGCAGGGCGAGGGGCCGGAGGAGAGCAGAGUGCUGGAAGGCAUCACCCUCAGCCGCGUGCGGGCGCUCUGCCUGGUGGUGCAGUCGCGGCCGAGCCUACAGCAGGCGCACAUUCUCAAGGCGGUGGAGAAGGCGUGGGGCGUGCGCAUGCACCCGGGCGUGCUCAUGGCGAUUCUAGCGCAGAGGCACCGCUGGCUGCAGCUGCCAGCGGGGCUGUCGCUGCGCCUGCUCAAGAGGCCGAGACUGAGGGCCAAUCGGCUGCUCGAGGUGGCGCUAGCGCGCUGGAUCGAGGGCUUGGGUGCAGGGGUCAAGGUCUACUGGGAGACUAUCUGCUGGCCGCCGCGGCUUGCUUCUGCUGAUGGGAGCGGUAGUGCUGCUGCUGGUGCGGGUGGUGGUGCGGGUGGUGGUACGAGCAAGCGUGUGCGGUAUGUGCUAUCAAAGGAGGUGAUAAUAGAGGUGGCGAGGAGGAUAGGGCCGAUAGUGGGCGUGGUUCCGACGUUCAAGUACGCGUACAGCUGGUGUGCUCGGUUCGUGCAGAUGCUCGCCAAGUGCCGCGCGCUGCAGGCGGAGGCAGCGCGUGAGAGGGCAGGCAUGCAGGCGGGGAAACUUGGAAAGGAGUUGCGCGGAACAGACGCUGAGAGGGAGCAGGUGGGUGUGGGACGUGGGGAGGGGCGUGGGCAGGGAGGGGAGAGGGAGGGUGGACGGGCCUCGGGCGGAGGGAAUGGGGAAGUUGCUGGAAGGAGUGAAGACAGGGAGGGGGGGGAUGUUGGGGAUGAGGAAAUGGAGGAGGAAGUGGAGAGGCUGUUGGCGGAGGAGAGGCAGGGUGAGGGUGAGGGUGAGAAUGAGGUUGUUGUGGGGCGUGUGGCGCAUGGAGAGAAUGAGUCCUGUGACGGCCUUGCCAUGUGCGGCGCACACAUGGAUCACGGGGGGCCUGCAGGUGCGCGAGGGGUAGCUGGGGCAGCAGCAGGUGAAGGGAUGGCAGGGAGGGAUUCGGAAGCAAGCAGGUGUGCAAGGCAGGAGGAGGCUUGGCGAAGGGACUUUUUAAAGAGGGUGGAGAGGCACCUGGUGGAGGCUCAGACGAGCACUGCUCACAAUGGGGAGGGUCAACUCGGGAGGGGUCGAAUGGGGGAAUCGCGAGUGGGGGGGGCUGAGACGUGGGAGACUCAGUUGACACGGAGACGAGGGCUGGAUGCAUCAGCGGUGGGCGCUGCAGCAGCAGCAACAGCACGAGUAUCGGAGCCGGCAGCAGCAGUGGUGGUGGCGGCGGUGCGGCGGGCGCUGUGUGAGUGGGUGGCGGAGGGGGUGGUGGGGCAGCGCGCGGACGAGGAGGAGGCGCGCGAGCAGGCGGUGGUGGUGGGGCUGGUGCGGGCCACGUGGGGCGUGCACGUGCGCGAGGAGGACCUCGCGCUGCUGUGGCUGCAGCGCACGCACCUGCUGGGUGCGCGGUGGGAGGAAAGGGUGAGAGAGAGACUGGCGAGGAAGGGUAAGGGUGGGGCGGGGGAUGCGGGCGGGAGGCAGGGGCAGAGGGAGGGGCCGGGUGAGGGGGAGGGUGGAGGGGAGAAGGGGGGAGAGGUGGGGUUGCAGGGGGGAGUGAGAAUCAGGAUGCUGCGAGUGGAACGAUUGCUGGUGAAAUGGGUGAAGGGUAGGCUGGGAGAGGGGCAAAAGGGAGAGGGGGGUUGUGGUAUGGGAGGGAAGGGAGGAAAGGAAGGGCGGAGGAAGGAAUGUGAGGCUGAGAGGGGGCAGGGAGAGAGUUGGCAGGCGCGGCAGAAUGAGAUAGGGCAGAGCCAGAGGGUAGCAUGUGUGCAAGAGGAGUGCUCAACUCCUGCUGCUGCUCUCACUGCCACAGCUAUCCGUCGCUGUGCCAUGCUCCUGGUGCUGAAAUGCAACAUGCCUGUGUCCAUGUCUCACAGCUUCACACAGCAGUGGAUGCUCGCAUUCCUGCAGCGCUGGGGCAUCAACCCCUGCCUCGUCUCCGCCCUUGACAAGCUGCCAUCCUCUGCACCGGCCACUAAUACCACGACUUCCGCCGCCACUGCUGCUGCUCCCGCGGCCGCUGCCGCUGCUGGUGCGGGCAGAGCACCAUCGGGCGCACAAGAGGGGAGCUCUGGAGGAAGGAGAGAAGCGCUGACACAGGCAGCAGAGGCAGCAGCAGCAGCGGCAGCAGCGGCAGCAGCGGCAGCAGCGGCAGCAGCGGCAGCAGCGGCAGCAGCGGCAGCAGAGGUGGGGGAGAGUGCGAUGGAGGUGGGGGUGGACCUGCUGCAGUGGGUGGAUGCACGGGACGUGCGUGCGCUGCUGCGCGCCAUGGACGGGGAGAUCUGGCGCGUGCGCCUGCGCGUGCGGCAGCGCAUGCGCUGGCUCAGCUGGGUCGACCAGCUGCAGCGCCAGGCACGGCGCCGGGGGGAGAGCGGCGUGAGAGGGGGCGCGUUGGAGGGGGGGGACGCGGGGAAGGGACAUGCGGGCGCGAGUAGAGUGGCUGGGGACGGUGGAUGGUGGGGUGAUUUCAGUGGUGGUGGGGAGAAAGGCAGUGGGAGAUUGUGGAGGACUGGUUUGUUCAACACGCCGUGUUAUUAUGACCCGCUGAGCGAGGAGCGGCCUAAGAAGGGCGUGCGUGCGGGCCAGGUGCAUGGUGACAAGCAGAGGCGAGGUGCUGAGGCGGGCGGGGACGAGGGCGAGGGCGAGGGGGGGAUGGAGGGAGGAGGAAGGGAUGAUGCAGAGUUGGAUGCGGAGUGUGUGCCUCAUGCCUCGCACCCCGGUCCUCCUGCUGCUACACCCACUGCUGCCACAAACAGUGCUGCUGCGCGUCCCAGUGCAGCAGGUGCUUCCAUGGGCAGUGCAGGAUAUCGAGGUGGCUCAGGACAGAGAGAGACAAGGAAGAGAGGGCAGGAGCGUAGGGAGGAAGCUGGGGUGCUGGGGAAGAGGGCCAAAGGGGCAUUGCAGCAGCAGGUAGGGCAGAAGAGGAGGGCUGAGGAGGUGACGCAACAAGGGCGAGGGGCAUUACCAUCGACUGCUUUUCAGAGCGCAUGGAAGCCGGUGGUGGUGCAGGGGAGUGACAGCGAGGGGGAAUAUGAUGGGGAAACGGAUAGUGAUGAGGAAACAGCGGAUGAGGAGGAAACAGAGGAUGAGGAAACAGAUGAUGAGGAAACUGAUGAUGAGGAAACGGAUGAUGAGGAGGAAUCGGAAGAUGAUGAGGAAACUGAUGAUGAGGAGGAUGUUAUUGAGGUUGUGGGGACAAAGAGGAAGGCACAUGUUAAUUCUGUGAGAGGGAGAGCAAAAGCGGGGAGGCAGGGAAAUGGACAGAGGAGGACAUUUAAGUAA
This is a messenger RNA of Closterium sp. Yama58-4, 6387 nucleotides long. The record is from the annotation of a GenBank genome assembly. Lineage: Eukaryota; Viridiplantae; Streptophyta; Zygnematophyceae; Desmidiales; Closteriaceae.